Molecule: messenger RNA, 5580 nt
Organism: Homo sapiens (human)
Lineage: Eukaryota; Metazoa; Chordata; Mammalia; Primates; Hominidae
Gene: IGF2
Product: insulin like growth factor 2
Exons: 4
Coding region: 1168-1710 (180 amino acids)
Biological process (GO): positive regulation of phosphatidylinositol 3-kinase/protein kinase B signal transduction; positive regulation of skeletal muscle tissue growth; embryonic placenta development
Cellular component (GO): extracellular region
Molecular function (GO): receptor ligand activity; growth factor activity; hormone activity
Source: RefSeq, marked reviewed
GCCUGCUCUCCGGCGGAGCUGCGUGAGGCCCGGCCGGCCCCGGCCCCCCCCUUCCGGCCGCCCCCGCCUCCUGGCCCACGCCUGCCCGCGCUCUGCCCACCAGCGCCUCCAUCGGGCAAGGCGGCCCCGCGUCGACGCCGCCCGCUGCCUCGCUGCUGACUCCCGUCCCGGGCGCCGUCCGCGGGGUCGCGCUCCGCCGGGCCUGCGGAUUCCCCGCCGCCUCCUCUUCAUCUACCUCAACUCCCCCCAUCCCCGCUUCGCCCGAGGAGGCGGUUCCCCCCGCAGGCAGUCCGGCUCGCAGGCCGCCGGCGUUGUCACCCCCCCCCGCGCUCCCCCUCCAGCCCUCCCCCCGGCGCGCAGCCUCGGGCCGCUCCCCUUUCCGCGCUGCGUCCCGGAGCGGCCCCGGUGCCGCCACCGCCUGUCCCCCUCCCGAGGCCCGGGCUCGCGACGGCAGAGGGCUCCGUCGGCCCAAACCGAGCUGGGCGCCCGCGGUCCGGGUGCAGCCUCCACUCCGCCCCCCAGUCACCGCCUCCCCCGGCCCCUCGACGUGGCGCCCUUCCCUCCGCUUCUCUGUGCUCCCCGCGCCCCUCUUGGCGUCUGGCCCCGGCCCCCGCUCUUUCUCCCGCAACCUUCCCUUCGCUCCCUCCCGUCCCCCCCAGCUCCUAGCCUCCGACUCCCUCCCCCCCUCACGCCCGCCCUCUCGCCUUCGCCGAACCAAAGUGGAUUAAUUACACGCUUUCUGUUUCUCUCCGUGCUGUUCUCUCCCGCUGUGCGCCUGCCCGCCUCUCGCUGUCCUCUCUCCCCCUCGCCCUCUCUUCGGCCCCCCCCUUUCACGUUCACUCUGUCUCUCCCACUAUCUCUGCCCCCCUCUAUCCUUGAUACAACAGCUGACCUCAUUUCCCGAUACCUUUUCCCCCCCGAAAAGUACAACAUCUGGCCCGCCCCAGCCCGAAGACAGCCCGUCCUCCCUGGACAAUCAGACGAAUUCUCCCCCCCCCCCCAAAAAAAAGCCAUCCCCCCGCUCUGCCCCGUCGCACAUUCGGCCCCCGCGACUCGGCCAGAGCGGCGCUGGCAGAGGAGUGUCCGGCAGGAGGGCCAACGCCCGCUGUUCGGUUUGCGACACGCAGCAGGGAGGUGGGCGGCAGCGUCGCCGGCUUCCAGACACCAAUGGGAAUCCCAAUGGGGAAGUCGAUGCUGGUGCUUCUCACCUUCUUGGCCUUCGCCUCGUGCUGCAUUGCUGCUUACCGCCCCAGUGAGACCCUGUGCGGCGGGGAGCUGGUGGACACCCUCCAGUUCGUCUGUGGGGACCGCGGCUUCUACUUCAGCAGGCCCGCAAGCCGUGUGAGCCGUCGCAGCCGUGGCAUCGUUGAGGAGUGCUGUUUCCGCAGCUGUGACCUGGCCCUCCUGGAGACGUACUGUGCUACCCCCGCCAAGUCCGAGAGGGACGUGUCGACCCCUCCGACCGUGCUUCCGGACAACUUCCCCAGAUACCCCGUGGGCAAGUUCUUCCAAUAUGACACCUGGAAGCAGUCCACCCAGCGCCUGCGCAGGGGCCUGCCUGCCCUCCUGCGUGCCCGCCGGGGUCACGUGCUCGCCAAGGAGCUCGAGGCGUUCAGGGAGGCCAAACGUCACCGUCCCCUGAUUGCUCUACCCACCCAAGACCCCGCCCACGGGGGCGCCCCCCCAGAGAUGGCCAGCAAUCGGAAGUGAGCAAAACUGCCGCAAGUCUGCAGCCCGGCGCCACCAUCCUGCAGCCUCCUCCUGACCACGGACGUUUCCAUCAGGUUCCAUCCCGAAAAUCUCUCGGUUCCACGUCCCCCUGGGGCUUCUCCUGACCCAGUCCCCGUGCCCCGCCUCCCCGAAACAGGCUACUCUCCUCGGCCCCCUCCAUCGGGCUGAGGAAGCACAGCAGCAUCUUCAAACAUGUACAAAAUCGAUUGGCUUUAAACACCCUUCACAUACCCUCCCCCCAAAUUAUCCCCAAUUAUCCCCACACAUAAAAAAUCAAAACAUUAAACUAACCCCCUUCCCCCCCCCCCACAACAACCCUCUUAAAACUAAUUGGCUUUUUAGAAACACCCCACAAAAGCUCAGAAAUUGGCUUUAAAAAAAACAACCACCAAAAAAAAUCAAUUGGCUAAAAAAAAAAAGUAUUAAAAACGAAUUGGCUGAGAAACAAUUGGCAAAAUAAAGGAAUUUGGCACUCCCCACCCCCCUCUUUCUCUUCUCCCUUGGACUUUGAGUCAAAUUGGCCUGGACUUGAGUCCCUGAACCAGCAAAGAGAAAAGAAGGACCCCAGAAAUCACAGGUGGGCACGUCGCUGCUACCGCCAUCUCCCUUCUCACGGGAAUUUUCAGGGUAAACUGGCCAUCCGAAAAUAGCAACAACCCAGACUGGCUCCUCACUCCCUUUUCCAUCACUAAAAAUCACAGAGCAGUCAGAGGGACCCAGUAAGACCAAAGGAGGGGAGGACAGAGCAUGAAAACCAAAAUCCAUGCAAAUGAAAUGUAAUUGGCACGACCCUCACCCCCAAAUCUUACAUCUCAAUUCCCAUCCUAAAAAGCACUCAUACUUUAUGCAUCCCCGCAGCUACACACACACAACACACAGCACACGCAUGAACACAGCACACACACGAGCACAGCACACACACAAACGCACAGCACACACAGCACACAGAUGAGCACACAGCACACACACAAACGCACAGCACACACACGCACACACAUGCACACACAGCACACAAACGCACGGCACACACACGCACACACAUGCACACACAGCACACACACAAACGCACAGCACACACAAACGCACAGCACACACGCACACACAGCACACACACGAGCACACAGCACACAAACGCACAGCACACGCACACACAUGCACACACAGCACACACACUAGCACACAGCACACACACAAAGACACAGCACACACAUGCACACACAGCACACACACGCGAACACAGCACACACGAACACAGCACACACAGCACACACACAAACACAGCACACACAUGCACACAGCACACGCACACACAGCACACACAUGAACACAGCACACAGCACACACAUGCACACACAGCACACACGCAUGCACAGCACACAUGAACACAGCACACACACAAACACACAGCACACACAUGCACACACAGCACACACACUCAUGCGCAGCACAUACAUGAACACAGCUCACAGCACACAAACACGCAGCACACACGUUGCACACGCAAGCACCCACCUGCACACACACAUGCGCACACACACGCACACCCCCACAAAAUUGGAUGAAAACAAUAAGCAUAUCUAAGCAACUACGAUAUCUGUAUGGAUCAGGCCAAAGUCCCGCUAAGAUUCUCCAAUGUUUUCAUGGUCUGAGCCCCGCUCCUGUUCCCAUCUCCACUGCCCCUCGGCCCUGUCUGUGCCCUGCCUCUCAGAGGAGGGGGCUCAGAUGGUGCGGCCUGAGUGUGCGGCCGGCGGCAUUUGGGAUACACCCGUAGGGUGGGCGGGGUGUGUCCCAGGCCUAAUUCCAUCUUUCCACCAUGACAGAGAUGCCCUUGUGAGGCUGGCCUCCUUGGCGCCUGUCCCCACGGCCCCCGCAGCGUGAGCCACGAUGCUCCCCAUACCCCACCCAUUCCCGAUACACCUUACUUACUGUGUGUUGGCCCAGCCAGAGUGAGGAAGGAGUUUGGCCACAUUGGAGAUGGCGGUAGCUGAGCAGACAUGCCCCCACGAGUAGCCUGACUCCCUGGUGUGCUCCUGGAAGGAAGAUCUUGGGGACCCCCCCACCGGAGCACACCUAGGGAUCAUCUUUGCCCGUCUCCUGGGGACCCCCCAAGAAAUGUGGAGUCCUCGGGGGCCGUGCACUGAUGCGGGGAGUGUGGGAAGUCUGGCGGUUGGAGGGGUGGGUGGGGGGCAGUGGGGGCUGGGCGGGGGGAGUUCUGGGGUAGGAAGUGGUCCCGGGAGAUUUUGGAUGGAAAAGUCAGGAGGAUUGACAGCAGACUUGCAGAAUUACAUAGAGAAAUUAGGAACCCCCAAAUUUCAUGUCAAUUGAUCUAUUCCCCCUCUUUGUUUCUUGGGGCAUUUUUCCUUUUUUUUUUUUUUUUGUUUUUUUUUUACCCCUCCUUAGCUUUAUGCGCUCAGAAACCAAAUUAAACCCCCCCCCCAUGUAACAGGGGGGCAGUGACAAAAGCAAGAACGCACGAAGCCAGCCUGGAGACCACCACGUCCUGCCCCCCGCCAUUUAUCGCCCUGAUUGGAUUUUGUUUUUCAUCUGUCCCUGUUGCUUGGGUUGAGUUGAGGGUGGAGCCUCCUGGGGGGCACUGGCCACUGAGCCCCCUUGGAGAAGUCAGAGGGGAGUGGAGAAGGCCACUGUCCGGCCUGGCUUCUGGGGACAGUGGCUGGUCCCCAGAAGUCCUGAGGGCGGAGGGGGGGGUUGGGCAGGGUCUCCUCAGGUGUCAGGAGGGUGCUCGGAGGCCACAGGAGGGGGCUCCUGGCUGGCCUGAGGCUGGCCGGAGGGGAAGGGGCUAGCAGGUGUGUAAACAGAGGGUUCCAUCAGGCUGGGGCAGGGUGGCCGCCUUCCGCACACUUGAGGAACCCUCCCCUCUCCCUCGGUGACAUCUUGCCCGCCCCUCAGCACCCUGCCUUGUCUCCAGGAGGUCCGAAGCUCUGUGGGACCUCUUGGGGGCAAGGUGGGGUGAGGCCGGGGAGUAGGGAGGUCAGGCGGGUCUGAGCCCACAGAGCAGGAGAGCUGCCAGGUCUGCCCAUCGACCAGGUUGCUUGGGCCCCGGAGCCCACGGGUCUGGUGAUGCCAUAGCAGCCACCACCGCGGCGCCUAGGGCUGCGGCAGGGACUCGGCCUCUGGGAGGUUUACCUCGCCCCCACUUGUGCCCCCAGCUCAGCCCCCCUGCACGCAGCCCGACUAGCAGUCUAGAGGCCUGAGGCUUCUGGGUCCUGGUGACGGGGCUGGCAUGACCCCGGGGGUCGUCCAUGCCAGUCCGCCUCAGUCGCAGAGGGUCCCUCGGCAAGCGCCCUGUGAGUGGGCCAUUCGGAACAUUGGACAGAAGCCCAAAGAGCCAAAUUGUCACAAUUGUGGAACCCACAUUGGCCUGAGAUCCAAAACGCUUCGAGGCACCCCAAAUUACCUGCCCAUUCGUCAGGACACCCACCCACCCAGUGUUAUAUUCUGCCUCGCCGGAGUGGGUGUUCCCGGGGGCACUUGCCGACCAGCCCCUUGCGUCCCCAGGUUUGCAGCUCUCCCCUGGGCCACUAACCAUCCUGGCCCGGGCUGCCUGUCUGACCUCCGUGCCUAGUCGUGGCUCUCCAUCUUGUCUCCUCCCCGUGUCCCCAAUGUCUUCAGUGGGGGGCCCCCUCUUGGGUCCCCUCCUCUGCCAUCACCUGAAGACCCCCACGCCAAACACUGAAUGUCACCUGUGCCUGCCGCCUCGGUCCACCUUGCGGCCCGUGUUUGACUCAACUCAACUCCUUUAACGCUAAUAUUUCCGGCAAAAUCCCAUGCUUGGGUUUUGUCUUUAACCUUGUAACGCUUGCAAUCCCAAUAAAGCAUUAAAAGUCAUGA